Messenger RNA from Canariomyces notabilis, 3284 nucleotides. RefSeq lists its product as uncharacterized. Lineage: Eukaryota; Fungi; Ascomycota; Sordariomycetes; Sordariales; Chaetomiaceae. Bases 429 to 3125 code for a protein of 898 amino acids. Gene Ontology annotation, cellular component: nucleus. The record is from RefSeq and is a predicted model, not a curated record. The transcript has 4 exons. Gene Ontology annotation, biological process: regulation of transcription by RNA polymerase II; DNA-templated transcription. Gene Ontology annotation, molecular function: RNA polymerase II cis-regulatory region sequence-specific DNA binding; DNA-binding transcription activator activity, RNA polymerase II-specific; zinc ion binding.
CAAACCUCUGACAAACAAAAUCCUUCACGGCCAACACACCGUUGGAGUUGAAGGAAGCGAGGAAAAGCAGAGAUGACAGCCUGAAGACUAUGAGUCAUGACGCAUUCCCUGUUAUUCCCAUAUUGUCAAGCUCCAUGUAUUCGUCAAAAGCUGGGGAAUACGGGAUUAUUGAAGAGUUGACGUUGAAUCGGAAUUAUUGCCGAUGGGCAAAGGUGGAUGGACUGGUCUUGGAUGCCUGGAUCUUAUCAGAUCGAUUGAUAAAAAUCCACACCCAGCUCCGCUUGGCUCUCAUCCAUGAGAAGACUUCCAUCAAUCUGUCCAUUUUUUAGAAAAAAAACCAAGAAAAAAGUCAAGGUGGCACACCUCCUUUGUCAGCCCCGCCGGUCCGAUAACUCCGUCGAUGCCCGGCCACCAGUCCCAGCACCACAAUGUCGGAGCCGAGCGAGCGCAGUGAGAGUCCGCAGGAGGGCACCGAGUCGCAGUCGCAAUCUCUCGCGCGGUCACACUCGCACGACCACGACCACGACAGGGACUACGACCGCCCGCCGCCUCGCAAGCGCCAGCGCGUCAGGCUGUCGUGUCUCGAGUGCCGCCGCCGCAAGCUGUCGUGCGACAGGGAGUUCCCGUGCUCGCGCUGUCUGCAGUCGGGCACCCCGGAGCGCUGCGAGUACGAGACGCGCCCCGGCUUGGCGCCCCCGAACAAGCUCGGCCUGCCGCCCACCGCCCUCGCCGGUUUGGAUGCCCAUCUAUCGCUGCCCAGUACUGGUGGGGAAUCCCCCUAUUUCCGCAAGGAUCACCAUGUCCGCGAGUCGGACCGCAUCCGCCGUCUUGAGGUCGAGGUUGCCCAGCUCAAGAGCCUGCUUGUGAAGCAUGCAUCUGGAUCUGGAUCGUUGGAUGGGAGUACGGCCCAGGAUUGUUCGCCCCCUGAUCCAAAGUCCCAUGAUGGCCCCGAGGUUAAUGGCUUGCAUGAGAUUGAGGUGCCGCAGUUCUUGCAGAAUGAGGUGACCAAGACCGACAAGGAGGAACUACGUUUUUUCCGCGGCAAGGAGUUUAGGACCCGCUACUUUGGCCCGCACAGCGCAUUCUUGGCUUUUCAGGAGCUCACGGGAUUGUGCCCCUUCAUGAAGGAGACAUCGGACGAGUGGCUGCGGCCGCUCCAUAUCCAGACCAGGACCAAGGACCGCCGCAAGGACGCCGAGGAAAGAGAGCGCAGGUUCAACCAGCCAGACCUCUUUCUGGAAUCACUCCUCCCUUCCAAGGAAGAGACGGACAAUCUUGUGUCCAUCUAUCUGGAUCAAUUCGAGCAGAUUCACCGCAUUGUUCACAUCCCCAGCUUCCGUAGAGAUUAUUCCAAGUUCUGGAUGCCCUCGGAAACAAGAAACGCCGCCUUCACCGCCCUUGUGCUGGUCAUCAUAGCCAUCUCCAGCUGCCUGGGCGCUCAGCUGCCGCACAAGUUCGAGAAGAUGGUGUCGAGCUCGCACACGAGCGCGAUACGAUGGGUCGAGGCCGUCGACCAGUGGCAAGAGCGUCAAAGCCAGAAGCACCGCCGCCUGAUCCACUACCAGAUCGCCUGUCUGCUCUACCUGGCCAAGCGGGUCAACACGGUCAAGAAGAAGCGCUUCUGGAAGAACGCAGGCGCCAUGACGCAGGACGCCAUUUCGGUCGGCCUGCACCGCGAGCCCACCCACAUGUGCGCGGGCAAGAUCUCGCCCUUCAAUCAAGAAAUGCGGCGGCGGCUGUGGACCACCAUCCAGAGCUACGACCUGCAAGCUUCAGCCGACCACGGCCUCCCGUCCAUCCUCAGCUCGCUGCACUACGACAUCCACCCGCCUCGCAACAUUGACGACGACGAGUUCGACGAGGAUACCAAAGAACUCCCGCCUUCCCGGCCGGCCUCCGAAUACACCUUCUCUUCCUACCAGCACAUCAGCCGCCAGAGCCUGGCGCUGCGCCUCGAGCUCAGCCGGGUACUGACCGGCCCACCCGGCGAGCUCGACUACGACCGGGUGAUCCAGUACACAAACGAGAUCAACCAAGAGAUCGACUCCCUCCCGUCAUGGGACGUCAGCUACUCCUCCUCCUCCUCCUCCUCAUCAUCAUCAUCAUCAUCAGACCCCAACCAUCAUUCCCCCUCCUCACCCACCACACCCAUCAAAAAGCCCCUCCUAGCCUACACCCUCCUCCACAUCCAACUCCGCCAAUACAUCAUCCCCCUGCACCAACCCUUCCUCCGCCUGCGCCGCGACAACUCCAAAUACCAAUACUCCGAAAUCAUCUACUACAACGCCGCGCGCGACAUGGUUUUGCUGCACGACCAGCUGGCCCAACAGGGCAUCCGCACGCUCAACUUCCUCCGCGAAGACGCACUCACACUCGCCAUCAAUUUGACCUCUGUCACCAUGCUCCAGCCGCGCGGGUCGACGAAUAUGAUCAUGAUCAACUCCCAGCAUACACUGCAGUUGCUGGAGAAGUGUCUGGCCAUGAAGGAGGAUAGGAUUCUUAGGUGUGGGAACAACGAGCCGUGGGGGUAUAGUAUCAUGUGUGCGGCGUUUGGGUUGUUGGAGGCGCAUCUGGGGACGAAAACGCCGGAGGCUGCCAAGGCGGCGAGUGCGGAACGGUUUGUGGGGCUGCAUUAUAAAUUGUUGGCCGGGCAGGAUCCGCCUCUGCCGGGGAGUACGCAGGGGUCGAAUAGUAAUAAUGGUAAUGUGGUGGGUGGUGGUGGUGCUGGAGUGGGAGUUGGAUCCGGCUGCUGUGGGGGAGGUCAAGGGGUGGACCAGCACCACCAGCAGACGCAGCAGCAGCAGGGGAGGGGAAUGCCCGCGGCGGCGGUGGGGAACGGAGUUGGAAUGCAGUCUGCUGUGAGUGGUGGUGGUGCAGCCGGGGCGGAGAUGUUUGUGAGAUCCAAGUCGGUUACACCCUUCGCGCCGCCGCCGUCCUCGUCCUCGCAGCAGGGCGCAGCUUCGCAGGUCGAGGUUCCCGGGACGCCAUGGUGGCUUCCCAACGGGGGGGAUCCGUCCAUUCCGCAGAUACCAUGGAACCAAGAUAUCAGCUUGGAAACGCUGGGAUUGAAUCUCAAUGAGCUGUGGGGAAGUGGGACGUUUGACUGGGAUGCUAUGAUGCCGUGAUUAUUUUGGGUUCAGUUGGAUAAGGAUGGUAGAUGGUGGCGAUGAAAAUGGAGGGGAGGGUCGGGAUUUGGCGUUGGGUAGGGAAAUGUGUACUAUAUACCCAGAUCUUCACUCGACUUCAGUCGGCUUGAUGGAAUUGAAUACAGCUGCGUGUUGAGC